This is a messenger RNA of Megalops cyprinoides (Indo-Pacific tarpon), 531 nucleotides long. It is a transcript of the gene crygmxl2, whose product is annotated as crystallin, gamma MX, like 2. Lineage: Eukaryota; Metazoa; Chordata; Actinopteri; Elopiformes; Megalopidae. Bases 1 to 531 code for a protein of 176 amino acids. Gene Ontology annotation, molecular function: structural constituent of eye lens. The transcript has 3 exons. Gene Ontology annotation, biological process: visual perception; lens development in camera-type eye. The record is from RefSeq and is a predicted model, not a curated record.
AUGGGAAAGAUCGUCUUCUACGAAGGCCCUAACUUCCAGGGCCGCUCCUGGGAGUGCAGCGGCGAUUGCAUGGACACGUUCCGCCACUUCAACUGCUGCAACUCCAUCCGCGUCAUGGGGGGACACUGGGUUGCCUACGAGAAGCCCAACUACAUGGGGUACCAGUACAUCCUGAACCGCGGGGAGUACCCGGACUACCACCACUGGAUGGGAUUCAACAACUGCAUCCGCUCCUGCCAGAUGUUCCCUCCCUACAGGGGAUCUUACCGCAUGCGGAUCUACAACAGACCCGACUUCAGGGGUCACAUGAUGGACUUCACAGACGACUGCCCCAACGUCUACGAGCGCUUCAUGUACCAUGAUAUCUACUCCUGCAACGUGACGGAGGGCUACUGGAUCUUCUACGAGCACCCCUACUACAGGGGCAGGCAGUACUUCAUGCGGCCGGGCGAGUAUAGGGCCUGUGGGGACUGGGGUAGCUUCAGCCCCUACGUGGGCUCUUUUAGGAGGAUGAGGAGUGCUCUUAUGUAA